UUGGUUCAGCUUGGGGACGAGGGCUACGAUGUCGUAGUAAACUGUGCCGGGCUCGAAGGUGGACGUCUUGCAGGAAUACCAGAAGAUACGUAUCCAAUUCGCGGCAUCCUGCUCAAGGUUGACGCCCCAUGGCAGAAACAUUUCCUUUUCAGAAACUUCACCACAUUUACAAUUCCUACGUGA
Molecule: messenger RNA, 183 nt
Organism: Strongylus vulgaris
Lineage: Eukaryota; Metazoa; Nematoda; Chromadorea; Rhabditida; Strongylidae
Source: the annotation of a GenBank genome assembly